This is a messenger RNA of Amphimedon queenslandica, 1182 nucleotides long. RefSeq lists its product as uncharacterized. Bases 22 to 882 code for a protein of 286 amino acids. The record is from RefSeq and is a predicted model, not a curated record. NCBI's taxonomy places the organism in Eukaryota, Metazoa, Porifera, Demospongiae, Haplosclerida, Niphatidae. The transcript is spliced from 7 exons.
GCUGUGCAGCUCUGUUACAAAAUGAGCGCAAAGGCUGGAGCAGCUCUUCGAAGGAGUGGAGUUAGGAUACGUUCUCUAGGAACAGGACACACAUCUUUGAAUCUGAUCAUAUCAGAACUCAGUUCAGUAAGGCAGACACUAAAGGACAGCAUUUCAGCUCAGCAGAGAGCUUCUAAUGCACAGUUCAAAUGGGGUCAAGAUGAAGACUCCCCUGCCAUAAGAGACGUAUUGGCAAAAAUUGCUGAAGUAGAUGCAAUGUGGAUUGAAGCCCAAAAGGAAUACUUAGCUGCUUUGAAGGAUUAUAAAAGAACGUAUGAGCACAUUUUGGAGAGCGAGAGGAAGUUGGACGCAGCUAAGAAACAACUGGCAAAUUAUGAAGACAAGGAAAGGAAGUAUGAGAAAGAGUUAUCAAAAGGCUCCAAAGACCCAGAGCAUGCCAGAAGAAAGCUGAAGACAUACAAAGAUGCUAAGUCAUUAGCUGAAUCAGAAGUUAUUGGUCAAGAGAAAGAGACGGUAGCAGUUAAGCUGAUGUCUGUUAAGACUGGUCUGCUUGACCACUCAAGAGAAUGGUCAAACUUGGCUAGAGUUUGCUCUCAAUUUGCUGAAUGUCAUAAAAACCUUGCACUGUUGAUACCAGAAGUUAGUCCACAAACAGAUAAGCCAGCUUCUUACACUGGAGGCCAGGAGAGCAGAGCUAUCCUCAGAGACUUACGAUCGUCUCUCUCUGACUCUGUCCCAUCAUACACAGCUGCAACAGGGACUGCUUCAAUGGCGAGAGGAACUUCGCUUCCUUCUUACUAUUCCUCUUCAUCCUAUAAUGACUCUGGUGUCAAGGAAGCAGUAGAUGAUGAUACUUAUUAUGAUAGUUUUGAUGAGACAUAGUAGAAAUUUGAAAAAGAAUAAUAUUAACAAUAAAUUAUUAUUAUGAAUCAAUAUUAGGUUAACUAUUGCACUUAAAUUGUAACCAUAAUUGACAAAAGGUACCUUAUGUCGGAUAGGAAAAUUGGUCUUUUUAGGUGCUAAUUAUUAGCACACUUGCUCCAUUAUGCCUUUCCUUGUCACUUCAAAAUAUCUGCUCAUCGUGAAAGUUUGGACUUUCUUUGUCCCUCGGUUCUUCUCCGGGAACCUGUAGUGAUGUGUGAGACCCAGCUUAACGGGAACAUUAAAUUGUUUGGUAUAGCC